CCAGGACCCCUGGGUUAGUCUUGCACGUGUGAAUGCAAAGGGAAUAAUGGGAAAUGGGAUCAGAAUGGUUCCGCUGUGGCCAGCCUUGAGACACGGGUGUUUGCUUCUCCCUCUCUCCUCCACAUUUCCUCACUUUCCUUUUCCCUUGUUUCCUCCGCUCCCUCCCUCCCUCGCUUCCUUAGGGUCCGACUGUCAGCACCAGGCCGUCUGCGAAGGCUGCCAGCGGCCCAUCUCCGACCGCUUCCUGAUGCGCGUCAACGAGUCCUCGUGGCACGAAGAAUGCCUGCAGUGUGCCGCGUGUCAGCAGGCCCUCACCACCAGCUGCUACUUCCGGGACCGCAAACUCUACUGCAAGCAAGACUACCAACAAUUGUUUGCUGCAAAAUGCAGUGGUUGUAUGGAGAAGAUUGCGCCGACAGAAUUUGUGAUGCGGGCGCUGGAGUGCGUUUACCACCUGAGCUGCUUUUGCUGUUGUGUCUGCGAGCGGCAACUGAGGAAGGGGGACGAGUUCGUGCUGAAGGAGGGCCAACUCCUCUGCAAAAGUGACUAUGAGAAAGAGAAAGAUCUGCUCAGCUCUGUCAGCCCCGACGACUCCGAUUCCGUCAAAAGCGACGAUGACGACGGGGACGUGAAACCCACCAAAGGACAAGCAAACCCAGGGAAAGGCGGCGACGAUGGAAAAGACCCACGGAGGCCGAAACGGCCACGGACGAUACUCACAACCCAACAGAGGAGAGCCUUCAAAGCCUCAUUCGAAGUCUCUUCGAAACCUUGUAGGAAGGUGAGAGAAACACUAGCAGCUGAAACGGGUCUCAGUGUCCGCGUUGUCCAGGUGUGGUUUCAGAACCAAAGAGCAAAGAUGAAGAAACUGGCCCGGCGGCAUCAACAGCAGCAAGAGCAGCAGAAUUCACAACGGCUCGGUCAAGAAGUGAUGUCCAACCGGAUGGAAGGGAUGAUGACAUCGUACACGCCCCUAGCAGCUCCGCAGCAGCAGAUCGUAGCGAUGGACCAGAACAGCUAUGCCACUGACCCCUUCCAGCAAGGCCUUACCCCGCCACAAAUGCCAGGUGACCACAUGAACCCCUAUGGAAACGACUCGAUUUUUCACGACAUUGACAGCGACACCUCGUUAACCAGCUUGAGUGACUGUUUCCUGGCCUCCUCGGAAGUCAGCUCCAUGCAGGCUAGGGUGGGGAACCCCAUUGACAGGCUAUACUCUAUGCAGAGUUCUUACUUCGCUUCAUGAAAUUCAAAGUGAAGCAAGCAAAUUCAACAGCGACCGCCCGCUGCCGCUUCACGAUAAGGACGCCAGUUGUUGCGAGCCGAAAUGCUCCCCUUGAAACUUGUGCUUCAGCUGGGACUCUUAACAGCCAUGUCCUCUUCCGCUCUUCCUUCGCACUGAUUUCAGCCACUGUGAUCACUGGCUCAUCCGAGUGAGGGAGACUUGAAGAAAAAAGACGGGUUCAAAAUCUUGCACCCAUGACCUCAAAAACAACAACAACAUUGGUUCAAGGAGUGAAAUGGAACAACUUUCUCCCAGACCUUCAAACAACCUUCCGACCUGUUUCUUCCCGGCCACCGUCAGCGUGAAAAAAAGAGAGAGAGAGAGAAAUCUCAGCAAACUUGACCCAUAGAAUGGAGUUUUCUGUGGCGGCCAUUUUGAGGUUGGCCAAUGUGAUCGGAGAAACCCGCUUCAUUCUUAUUGCAUGUUUCACCUUCUGUUGUGAAGCCACCGCUCUCAAACGUCUGCAAGAUAUUUUAAUGUAACUGAGAUUGGCGAGAGAGACCAUUUGUCAUUUGGGUACUUUAUUUUAUUUUAUUUUAUUUGCUUCGCCUUUUCACCCUCCCCGAACUUCCUGGAUGUUGUCUGUCUCUUCAGAUCUCUUGAACUGGCAGGGAGGGAAGGCAGAUCGGCGAACUUGGUGCAAAGAGGGGAAGAACCAGACGUGUCACAGUAAUUAUUAUGAUAUUUAAUUAAAAGGGAAAAGAGAGAGAGAGAGAAAAAAAGAAUGGAAGUCCCAAGAAGGUGCAUGAGGAAAGAGGGGGUUGGUUUUAGAUUAGUUGUAACCUUAGAAGCAAUUGAACGGAGCAGAAAGUAGCUCGGAGACACAUGGUCGCGUUUAAACUCAUUUGCCAACACAAAACAUUAUUAUUAUUUUUAAAAUGUGGUAAAUUCAUCCUUAGCUUUCAUGUCUGGCAGGUCCUCAGUUGAUCAUUCCCAUUGGUUCAUAAUUGUCCGUUUAAAUAUAUACUACCGCUGGUGAUCCCAGUAUGGACAAACUAGGACUUUCUUUCAUUCCAGUUUAUUUCCACCAGCCUCUGCCCCUUGAAGCGUUUCUGAAAUGUGAGUCAAGUAGU
Messenger RNA from Pogona vitticeps (central bearded dragon), 2358 nucleotides. Lineage: Eukaryota; Metazoa; Chordata; Lepidosauria; Squamata; Agamidae. The record is from RefSeq and is a predicted model, not a curated record.